Tarenaya hassleriana is the source of this 1438-nucleotide messenger RNA. RefSeq names its product protein TOM THREE HOMOLOG 1. The transcript has 11 exons. The record is from RefSeq and is a predicted model, not a curated record. The coding region runs from base 108 to 1070 and encodes 320 amino acids. NCBI's taxonomy places the organism in Eukaryota, Viridiplantae, Streptophyta, Magnoliopsida, Brassicales, Cleomaceae.
AUUUUGGGACAAUACCUAAAAAAAACCCCAAAGAGGAAAAAAAAAAAACCCAGAGGUAGAGUUGAUUGAUUCUCUUUUUUUGAAUAUAUACGAGAGAAGGAAUCUGAAUGUUAUCGCCGGAGAUGAGAAGUGACGGCGUGGAGUUGACGUCAUCUCCGCCGGGGAUGAUGUCGUCGGCAGCGGCGGUUAUGGCGCUUAAUCUGAAGGACGCUUCGAGUUGGUGGUCGGACGUUAACGAGUCGCCGGUGUGGCAGGAUCGUAUCUUCCACGUCCUUGCUGUUCUAUACGGAAUCGUCUCCUUCGUUGCGCUGAUUCAACUGGUGAGAAUACAAUUGAGAGUUCCAGAAUACGGUUGGACGACGCAGAAGGUCUUCCACUUUCUCAAUUUCUUGGUGAAUGGAGUUCGAGCUGUGGUUUUUGUCUUCAGGCGGGACGUACAGUAUUUGCAUCCAGAGAUUCUGCAACAUAUUUUGCUCGAUAUACCAAGUCUUGCCUUCUUCACGACCUAUGCCCUUCUGGUCCUCUUCUGGGCAGAGAUUUACUAUCAGUCCUUUUUGAUGGAGCAGGCACGUGCUGUAUCCACUGAUGGACUGAGGCCAAGUUUCUUCACAAUUAAUGCAGUUGUAUAUGUUGUUCAGAUUGCUCUUUGGUUGAUAAUGUGGUGGAAGCCUGUUCAUGUUAUGGUGGUCCUGUCUAAGGUUUUCUUUGCAGGUGUUUCAUUGUUUGCUGCUCUUGGUUUUUUACUGUAUGGAGGAAGGCUUUUCCUAAUGCUACAGCGGUUUCCUGUAGAAUCCAAAGGGAGGCGCAAAAAGUUGCAGGAGGUUGGUUAUGUGACAACCAUAUGUUUCACGUGUUUCCUCAUCCGAUGCAUCAUGAUGUGCGUUGAUGCUUUCGAUAGUGCGGCAGACCUAGAUGUAUUGGAUCACCCUAUCCUUAACUUCGUAUAUUACCUGCUUGUGAUAUCAUGUGGGUUUCAGUUGGUUGAGAUAUUACCGUCCUCUCUGGUGCUAUUUAUACUGAGAAAGCUACCGCCGAAAAGAGGAAUCACUCAGUAUCAUCAGAUCCGCUGAGCGUAAAGGCGGUUCUUUUGAAAUGAAUAUGCUCUCUCCAUAUCCAAUAUGGAGGAAACAGAAGGAACAACUGAAAAGAAAAGCUCGAAAUUUGGUCUGCGUUUGCGGUUGUUGCUGAGGAGAGGAACCAAGCCGUGUAGAUACUAAACCAGGUGAUGUUGCUCCCUUCACAGUUAAAAGUUGAAAAAGUAAAAAGUAAAAAAAAAAAAAAAAAAGAGAGAGAGAAAGAGAGAAACCGAAGCAGACAUUUAUUGAGUUACAAAAGCAUGUUGCGACUUCUUUUACAUAAUUUUAUAGUUGUCUUUUACAUAGACUUUGACUGUUUGGAGCUUUUACAAUUUUUGUAAGUUAUUUUCUUAAAAAAUCAA